GUAACGAGAAUCUGAGAAACCCUAAACUCCCCCACCUUUUCCUCCUUUAUUUAAUGAUUUAAUCUAUUCAAGCUUUUCUGUUGUUAUCCUUCAAAAGCUCUCGAACCACUGCCCCUGGUUCUCACUCCCCAAGGGAGCAGAAGAAAACCGAAAUCGCCAUUUCUCUGUGUUGUUGUCCACUUCUUCAGAGAAACCCAUAUUUGGGUCUGUUUUCACCAUUUCGCGACAUUCGUUGUUCCACUGAGCCAUGUUUUCAACCCCAUUUGUGCUCUCAUUCGCUCUUUUACUCUCUCUGCCUCUAUUGUUCCUUCUGGCCCCUCGAAUCCUCUCUCCUCGGCACGUUCCGAUCUCUCUUCCAGACGAACUCGACGAUCUCGCCCUCUUUCACCGAGCCUCUCUUGCCUCCUCACAUUCCUCCGCUGCUGUCACCGUUUCACACCUUGGCACUACCAAUCCCUCUCCCAAGAUCGCUUUUUUGUUCCUCACAAACUCCGAACUCGUCUUCGCUCCUCUGUGGGAGCGCUUCUUCAAGGGCAAUGAACAUCUCUAUAACAUCUACAUCCAUGCCGAUCCAUCUGCUCUAGUGAUGUCUCCUGCUUCGAUAUUCGAUGGCCGAUUUAUCUCCGCAAAGAAGACCCAACGCGCGUCUCCGACUCUUAUCUCUGCCGCUCGGAGACUCCUCGCGACUGCUCUCCUCGAUGACCCUUCAAACACUUUUUUCGCUCUGUUUUCCCAACAUUGCGUCCCACUUCACUCUUUCCGUUUCGUUUACCAUUCUCUCUUCGCUUCCUCGUCGUUUAAAUUAUUUUCGUCUCGAUUCGGUCGAGUUACUUAUCGAAGCUUCAUAGAGAUACUGGACAAAGAGCCAGGGCUAUGGGAGAGGUACACUGCGAGAGGGAAGGAUGUGAUGAUGCCUGAGAUACCUUUCGAGGAAUUCCGAGUUGGGUCACAGUUCUUCAUAUUGGCGCGACGGCAGGCGUUGCUUGUGAUCAAGGAUCGGAAGCUAUGGAGGAAAUUCAGGUUGCCCUGUUUGAAAACCGAAUCUUGCUACCCAGAAGAGCAUUAUUUCCCCACUCUACUUUCCAUGGAGGAUCCCAAGGGUUGUACCCAUUACACGCUUACAAGGGUCAAUUGGACUGGUAGCAUCAACGGUCACCCUCAUACCUACAGGCGAGCCGAAGUGUCUCCAGAGCUAGUGUACAGGUUACGGUUGUCGAACUCGACUUACUCGUACUUGUUUGCGAGGAAAUUCUCGCCGGAUUGUUUGCAGCCUUUGCUGGAGAUUGCUGAUACCGUCAUUUUCAGGGAUUAAAGUAGAAUUCCCCAGGUAA
Telopea speciosissima is the source of this 1331-nucleotide messenger RNA. Its product is annotated as glycosyltransferase BC10-like. Gene Ontology annotation, cellular component: membrane. The coding region runs from base 248 to 1312 and encodes 354 amino acids. NCBI's taxonomy places the organism in Eukaryota, Viridiplantae, Streptophyta, Magnoliopsida, Proteales, Proteaceae. The record is from RefSeq and is a predicted model, not a curated record. Gene Ontology annotation, molecular function: glycosyltransferase activity. The transcript has 2 exons.